AGUCUUCUCAGAACCAGCCUGUUAGCCAUCUGGUUGUAUAUUGAGCUGAGAAACUAUUUGUAUGGCUCUUUGGACAUCCUUCCAGCUUGCUGUCGGUUCUUAUUCCCCUAUUCUUCUCAACCCACUCAUUGGCUACAGCAAUGAAGUUCUCAACUGCGGUUAUAUUCACUUCCACUACGACAAUGGCUCUCGCUGCCUCUGUUCGUAUCAGGAUGCCGGAGGGUCCAGUAAAGCCCGACUCGUACAUCGUUAUGCUGAAAUCCGCUACAAAUAUGGAGGACCAUAUCGAGAGUAUUACUCGGAUAUCCGCCCGGAGCCCUGGGUCAGAAUUUUCAAUUACUCACCGGUAUGAGAUGCUGAAUGGCUACUCUGCACACGCAACUGGAACAUCCCUUGUUCGCAUCCUCACUUGCCCCGAAGUUAACUAUGUCGAAGCUGAUGGCACAACUUCCAUUGACUAUGACCUCCAUGAGAGGGAUGCAACAGAGCGUGACAAUGAUGGGAUUGAAAUGGAGCAUGAUCCGGUUGAACUCAAAGCACGCGCCGAUGGGCGUAGAGUGACUAUUUAUUCACUGGAAACUGGAGCUUUGCUAGAGCACGCAUGCUUUGAUGAAGAACUGCAUGGGUGGGGUCAUACCGUAACUGGUACUGACCGGGUGGACACUUCAGGCCAUGGCACAUAUGUCGCGGCGAAGGCAGUGGGACAGGGUUUUAGCUUGGCGACUUUCGCCUACCUUAAAGUUGUGAAGAUCGCUGAGAGCACUACUGUACUUUCCUCCAACCUAAUCGCCGGCAUUGAGUGGGUUUACGCCGAUAGUACUAAGCCCCCUCCGGAACAGAGGGGUUCUACCAUCAUUCUGAUAACCUGCUCACUUCGUGACCGUGUUGCCAUUAAUGAAGCCGUCCACAAAGUCAUCAAUUCUGGGUUGCACGUUGUAGCUUCUGCAGGGAAUGACUACCGGGAUGCGGGAGAGUUCGGUCCUGCGUCUGCGGAUGGAGUUAUCACCGUUGGGGCUGUCUACUGCACAGCAACAAACCAGUACGUAAUCACCCACUCCAACUAUGGAAAGGUCAUCAGUGUUUUCGCCCUGGGUCUGAACAUUGAAAGUGCUUGGAAUGGCCCAGGCUUGGAGGCAACAAGGACAAGGAGUGGCACUGCGCCAGCAGCUGCAUCCGUUGCAUCCAUGUUAGCCUGCGCUUUAUAUCAAUAUGGUUGGAUGUCUCCUGCCGAGGGAAAGGAGGGAACACGGUGGCAUGCUGAAGCAGUAGUUGUGGGCCAGCCACCGAGCUUCAUAGAGACCACAAGGUUGUUGGCAAAAUUUUGGUAGUGAUUUGAGGAGACAUACAUGCUACACGUCCUACCUUCACAGUCUUUUUCUCAGCCCAUUUCUAGUACUCAUAUGAGAAAUUGUCGAUGUCCCGAAUGCAUGGAUGAAAUGAAAGAUAUGUUGGAUAAUG
This is a messenger RNA of Cantharellus anzutake, 1458 nucleotides long. Its product is annotated as peptidase S8/S53 domain-containing protein. Lineage: Eukaryota; Fungi; Basidiomycota; Agaricomycetes; Cantharellales; Hydnaceae. Bases 141 to 1328 code for a protein of 395 amino acids. The record is from RefSeq and is a predicted model, not a curated record. The transcript has 4 exons. Gene Ontology annotation, biological process: proteolysis. Gene Ontology annotation, molecular function: serine-type endopeptidase activity.